AAAGAUACUCGUUAAGUAAGCGGGCGAUAGCAAUGUCUGACUUGAGCCGUCUAGUGAAAGAGAUAGGGAUCGAAGUUCAACAACUUUCCAGUCAGGUCGAGCUUGAGAAAAACAAUAUAUCCCAUCUUCAACAAAAGUUAAUUUCUCUAACUCAAGAAGCUGAAUCUCAAAAAAAGUUCAAGCAGCAUCUGGAGGAGGAGUUAAGAAAUUUAGAGGAGACAUAUUUUCAGCCGGAUGAUAACAGCUAUGGUCUGUCAGACGUCAGUGAAGUAAUAAAUGAACAAAUUCGUUGCCUUAACGUGAUCCUCUCAGAGAUAAUGAGCAGCAAUGAGCGAAUUAGGAAAGAAAGAACUGACUUUAUCCUGGAAUACAAACAAAGGCUAGAUGAUUACAACCGACAUAUAACACAAAAUGAAAAGCUACAUGCCUUUAUCGAGUUGUGGAAAGCGAAAUGCGCUGAAAACUUUAAGUUGACCGGUAAGUAGCUCCUUCUUCAAACCUUAAACUUCCCACAGCGAUCCCUGACGUGAUAAGAGAAAUGGCCGAAGAAAUAUCUAGUUCCUACAACAUGUCUCUUGUGGAAACACUAAAAAACGCACUUAGUGCAUCAGCAGUAGAAAGUGAAGAAACAAGGAUAUCUUCCCCCAAAAAUGUAUGCAUUGCGGGAAAAGAUGAGAUUCCUGCGAUUAUUCCAAAAACUCACCAGUCGAACACCUCAUCCGAUGAACAACUUAAUUUGUCGAGUGAUAUAGAUACUCAAUUUCAGGGAUGUAAUGUUUUGGAUGCAAGUCGCUUACGCGUGUCUGCACUUGAUACUAGUGUGAUUUCAUCGCUUGUAAGAAAGGAAAGUUACAGUUUCCCACAUAAGAAUUACGAACAAACUGAUACUCAGCGAGAUUAUACAAUGAAUAUGGAUGUAACGAUAUGUGGGGAAAAUGAUGCGUCUUCUUAUUAAAUUUACAACCAAACAUAAUUUUCUGUUAAUUUGUUUUUAUCGAAUAUGCGCAAUAAAGUUUAUGGGCUAUGGUUAC
Messenger RNA from Schistosoma haematobium, 1031 nucleotides. RefSeq lists its product as uncharacterized. The coding region runs from base 539 to 955 and encodes 138 amino acids. NCBI's taxonomy places the organism in Eukaryota, Metazoa, Platyhelminthes, Trematoda, Strigeidida, Schistosomatidae. The record is from RefSeq and is a predicted model, not a curated record. The transcript is spliced from 8 exons.